ACUUUUAAUUUUGUGAAUUGUGAACUCUUCAGGGAGCUCGGAAGACUUACUUUCACAGUUUUUUUUUUUUUAACCAUAGGUAUUAAAAGCUUCGUUUGUAACGGUACUCUGCCUCAGUUUUUAUUUUAUUCUAGUUUUUCUUUGUAACUAUUUGUUGUUUAGGAGAUCCGAGCUUUCCACCUUGUAGCCGCCAUGAUUUUAAUGUCCCCAACCGAGAGGUCCUGGGCACCAAACUGCAAUUUUCCCGCCAUUUACCCCGACUUAACUUUGCAAAGAACUCUGGGUAAUAUGAACAAAGCGCGCAUAGUUUGCCGGGAAAUCAUCGUGUCCGCCAUCAUGCCUCCGAAGAAGAAGGCUGCGAAUGAGCCUACGAAAAAAACCGAACAGAAAAAGAAGGAAAAGAUAAUCGAGGAUAAAACUUUCGGAUUGAAAAACAAGAAGGGCAAGAAACAGCAGACAUUCGUUAAACACGUUACUCAACAGGUCAAAUAUGGUGGCAAUCCUAGUGCGAGAAAGCUUGCUCAGGAGCAAGAUAACAAAAAAAAAACAACAGAACAAAAGAAGAAAGAGCAAGAUGAAGUGAACCAGCUGUUUAAACCUGUUAUUGCACAGAAAGUAUCAGCAGGUGCCGAUCCCAAGUCAGUAGUUUGCGCAUUCUAUAAGCAAGGACAGUGUUCCAAGGGAGACAAGUGCAAGUUCUCUCACGACAUUGCUAUGGACAGAAAAGGAGAAAAAAGGAGUCUUUAUGUUGAUGCCAGAGAUGUUGAUGACGAACUUAAAAAUGAUACAAUGGAUAAAUGGGAUCAGAACAAAUUAGAGGAGGUCAUUGAGAAAAAGCAUGGCGAAAAAGAAAAAUCAAUGCCCAAAACAGAAAUUGUCUGUAAAUUCUUUUUGGAAGCUGUUGAAAAGGGACUUUAUGGCUGGUUCUGGAAUUGCCCUAAUGGCCCAAAAUGUAUCUACAGGCAUGCACUUCCACCAGGCUUUGUGUUAAAAAAGAAACAAGAAAAAGAAGUCAAAGAUGAAAUAUCAUUUGAAGAAUUUAUAGAAACAGAGAGAGCAAAGCUUGGUGGAAACUUGACAAAGUUAACAUUAGAAACGUUCUUGGAGUGGAAAAAGAGAAAGUUAAAAGAAAAGAGAGAAAAAUUUGAAAAGGAGCAGGCAAAGAAAAAGGAUGAAUUUAAGUCUGGAAGAAUUGUUGGAAAGGUCAGUGGUCGUGAAGUGUUUAUGUUCAGACCAGAGCUGGUUGAAGCUGAUGCUGAUGAUGAUGAAGCCACAGAAGAUAUGAGUGUGUACAGACGGAAGGAUGAAGAUGAUGAUGAAGACGCGAACAGUUCAACGAAAGAAGUCACGUUAGAAGACAUGUACAGUGCUGCAAAAGAAGUCGAUGGAACUGGCACAGUGGAUACAACAAGCAAUGCCGCAGAGAGGUUAAAACUUAAUCAGGCCACCAGUACAUCUGCUGGUGAAAAUUCCAACCAACAGAGCCCCGACACAACGAAUGCUGAUGAAAAUGGUCUCGACGAAGCUUGCGGCGGAACAGAUUUACCUGAGGAUGACAUGGACGCCGCAUUAGUAAACGGGAUACCUAUCGAAGAAAGUUUAUUCGAAGAAGAUGACAUUGACGAUUUAGAACUUGAAGAUCUGGAAAUUGUCGAUUAACGAAUGCUGAAGAUUCUUUAGACUUCGACAUGACCAAUUGGAACAUUCAACAUAAAAACCUAAUGAUGAGAGCUGUUGCUAUCAUGAUAGUCUAUUGAAUCUUACAUGAAGUCACUGCUAGGCAGUGUUCGUCAUAGGCAAGAGUUUCAAUGAAGUGAAAAUGGCUCAAAUUAAUUAUUUCAAUACCUCUUGAAAUAGUUGUAAUGUAAAACGAAAUUUGUAACAUUACUAUCUCAGAGUUGUUCUGCUUUUAAGAAAAAAGCCCUUGGGUACAGGUGCUGUAUCUUGAAACCCUUUUCUUCAAGAUUCCUCCGUUCAGAAGAGAAGCUCUUGGAAUGAUUUUCGCGGUGGAAAAUAUUGCCCUCAGAGUUAUGACAUGCGAAUGCAGCAUAGCAGGCAGUUGGGCCAACACAGUCAAUAAAUGUUUUAACACAUGGCCCAUUCUUGAAAUGUGGCUGGUAAAUAUCUGUGAACAAGUUGACUGGCGUGUGUUGAAUGGGUAGGUGGUAUGCGCUGGGCCGCACGGCUUUUAUUAGACCAGUUCAAACAAUACAAGUACUUGGGAUCAUUUGAUAUGGAAUAACGUGUAAUGAAAACUUAUUUUUGUAGUCGUCAAUUUAAGGACAAUAACUUGAUUAUCUUCAGACAAUGUCUGUUUUAACCCCAUUACAAAAAUGAAGCGAAAACUGAUUGCAAACAUCAUCUUAUCUGGCUCUUCCGGACGAAUUUCUAACAAUAAAUUAUCGCCAAAUGA
Orbicella faveolata is the source of this 2413-nucleotide messenger RNA. RefSeq names its product zinc finger CCCH domain-containing protein 15-like. Gene Ontology annotation, molecular function: metal ion binding; mRNA binding. The record is from RefSeq and is a predicted model, not a curated record. Gene Ontology annotation, cellular component: cytosol. Gene Ontology annotation, biological process: cytoplasmic translation. Lineage: Eukaryota; Metazoa; Cnidaria; Anthozoa; Scleractinia; Merulinidae.